Molecule: messenger RNA, 1833 nt
Organism: Aureobasidium pullulans EXF-150
Lineage: Eukaryota; Fungi; Ascomycota; Dothideomycetes; Dothideales; Saccotheciaceae
Product: RNA-binding domain-containing protein
Exons: 7
Coding region: 89-1582 (497 amino acids)
Molecular function (GO): RNA binding
Source: RefSeq, a predicted model, not a curated record
CUACGCAGUUCUUGCGAUCCAAUACUCAAUACAUUCUUCAGACCCAAACGCGCAGACUUUACGGCGCGUCACCAGAAAUACCGCAAUCAUGGCACCUAAGAAAUCGCAACAGCAGAAGUUGUCGCUCGGCGACUUCUUGAACGACCAGUCGCUCGGCUCUUGGGCCGAUGAGAUGGAGACUGCUCCUCUUCCUGCCUCCACCCCAUACCAAUCCUCUCGCACCAACACUUCUUCCGGUGGCUGGGGCGCCUCUUCCCGUGCCGCUGCCCCUGCCGGCGAUGAUGCCGCUGCCGGUGGUUUCCGUGACCGCACCGCUGGUUACGCCGUCCGCGAGCAGCUCCCUAUGCCCGACAAGCCCCCAUACACCGCCCAUCUCGGCAACCUUUCUUUCGAGGUCACCGAGGCCGAUGUCCGCGACUUCCUCGACGGAUGUGAGGUGACCAGCGUCCGUAUUGUUGAGGACAAGAUGGACCGUAGACCCAAGGGUUUCGGUUACGUCGAGUUCGGUACCGUUGACGGCCUGAAGAAGGCUCUCACACUCAGCGAGACUCAGUUCCAGGGCAGAAACAUCCGUAUCAGCGUCGCCGACCCUCCCAAGGACCGUGAACCCCAGCGCGAACUCAACGACUGGACCCGCAAGGGCCCCCUUCCCGAUCUUCCUGGACAGCGUGACGGCGGCAUGCGCCGUGGUAUGGGCGACAGAGCUGGUAGCUUCAGACAAGGUCCCCCCGAGGGCGUCGACUCCAAGCCCCGCGACUUCGGAAACUGGGAGAGAAAGGGUCCCCUCACCCCCGCCGAGCCCAGACCCCAGGGUGAGCGCAGGGAGUCCAACUUCAACAGAGAACCUAGAGAGCCCAGAGCCGCUCCCCAGUGGGGCGAGGGCGCUGCCGACCGCGCUUCCGGUUCCGGCGACAGACCCCCCAGACCCGAGAGACCUGAGAGACAGCCCACUGCCGCGGACAUGGACGACAAGUGGAGAUCUAGAAUGAAGCCCGACUCACCUGCUGCCUCCCCCGACGCCAGUACCCCUACCUCGCCUCAAGCCCCUGCACAGAGACCCAGACUCAACCUCGCAAAGCGUACCGUUUCCGAGGCACCCGCCAACAACGACGCUGCUGCAUCAUCCAAGGCAUCACCUUUCGGUGCCGCCCGCCCUAUCGACACUUCCGCCAGAGAGCAGGAGAUCGAGGAGAAGCGCAAGCUGGCAAUCCGUGAGAAGAAGGAGGCAGACGACAAGGCCCGCGAGGAGAAGCGUGCCAAGGAGACUGCUGCCAAGGCCGAAAAGGAUGAGAAGAAGGAGGGCGAGGACAAGCAAUACGAGAUCUUGCGCCGCAUGGACGAGGGUGAUGAGGCCGACAAGGAGGGUGUCGACGCUGAUGCUGAGGGCACCAUUGCCGACGACAAGCAAGUGAAGCCCCAGGAGAUCACACGCGAGGUACCGGCCAAGGGCGGUGACUCAUGGAGAAAGACCGAGGAACCUCAGACAACAGCUGAGACCAUGGAGGACGAUGGCUGGAGCACCGUUUCUGCAAAGACUAAGAACUUCAACAGAAGAGGAGGCAACCGCGCCAUGGCCUCGUAAUCGACGAAAGCACAUGAGACCACCCACGCACUACUACUACCUUUUUGGGUUCAAAUAACGGAGUUCUGAGAAGGAGGAAAAAAGCUGCUGCACUCUUACCCCUUGUUUUGUAAUGGCAUCACAACCCACCCCUGCUGCUGGCCCUCUUUUUUGACAUACACACUUUACCACGCAAGAUGGCACGAAAUCUCUUUUUCUUCAAUCACGUUCUUCUCAAAGUACCCCCUCAACGCUCUCCUGCAGCCUCUUUU